This is a messenger RNA of Symsagittifera roscoffensis, 1005 nucleotides long. RefSeq names its product probable G-protein coupled receptor 139. NCBI's taxonomy places the organism in Eukaryota, Metazoa, Xenacoelomorpha, Acoela, Convolutidae. Gene Ontology annotation, molecular function: G protein-coupled peptide receptor activity. Gene Ontology annotation, cellular component: plasma membrane. The record is from RefSeq and is a predicted model, not a curated record. The coding region runs from base 1 to 1005 and encodes 334 amino acids. The transcript has 2 exons. Gene Ontology annotation, biological process: neuropeptide signaling pathway.
AUGUCGCUCACACCAGAUGCGGACAACACUGCAACACCUGAUGAGGGUUUGUCGUGGGAGUUGAUCUACCCCAAAACAACCACAGCGAUAUUUUCACUGGCGGUUUCAAAUGUCAUUCUCUCCUCGAUGGGCUGCGCGGGAAAUAUCUUCAUCAUGGUCAUAAUCUCAAAGUGGAGCAAUAUUUCAUCAGGAGCUGCGUUCAUGUUCAGUUUGGCUCUUGCAGACUUCCUGAGUGGAUUUUAUGAUGGAUUUGUGGACGAACUUCUGCCGCUUUUGGGACUGUCACUGGACUUAGUAAACAGCUCACUUUGCGCCAUUUGUACCUUUAUGAACCGCCUGACAACAAUUGCGUCAUUUUGGAUCACUGCGCUAUUCAGUGUUGACAAAUGCUUUGCGGUGAUAUUUCCGUAUAGGUAUCGCGUCUGGGGAAAGCCGAAAGUUUGUGUAGUCGCGACAUUGACUGUGUAUAUUUUAAACGCAGCUCUCACUGUGCCCGAUCUUUUUGUGCUGGGUGUUGACAAUGAGUACAGUGGUAUGUGCCAUGCGGUCAAGUUUGACAUCCUCAGUCGCUAUUUAUACUUCGAGCUCCGAACGCCAAUCAUUAUCUUGUUCGGGGCUGGUUUGCCAACUGCGACUGUAGUAAUAUGCGCGCUCGUUACACUGAUCAAAAUACGAUUGGACCAAAGAAAACGCUCCGACCAGAGCGGCACUAGCAAGCAGAGAAACUCGCCAAGAGCACGCCUUGAUGCCGAGAUCACCAGGCAAAUGAUUGUUGUAUGCUUUCUGUUCGGUGUUAUAAUGGUCACCUCCUCUGCAAUAAUACGGGUCAAUCAUGGAUCGGAACCGAAGACGGCCGGAGACGAAGCAAAGUACACUCUUCUUGACCGAAUCAAUUCUGUUUUGACAUCGAUGAUAAACGCGGCCAACUUUUAUUUGUAUCUAAUUUUUGGGAAGAAGUUCAGAAACGACUUCAAACGUUUAUUCCAAAAACAAAACGGCGAAUAG